Messenger RNA from Vigna radiata var. radiata (mung bean), 3127 nucleotides. Its product is annotated as FT-interacting protein 1. The coding region runs from base 480 to 2804 and encodes 774 amino acids. The transcript is spliced from 4 exons. The record is from RefSeq and is a predicted model, not a curated record. Lineage: Eukaryota; Viridiplantae; Streptophyta; Magnoliopsida; Fabales; Fabaceae.
AGGUAUACAGCACUGCAACAAAACCAGCAAUGGACCUUCUCUCUUUCUUUCUCCCACAACCAGACAAAUAAACACACUCUCAAAGAAAGAGAAACUCAGAAACACCAUUCCUCUCUCUCUCUCUCUCACUUUUUCUUCUUCCCUCCUCUUCACACUCUCUUCUAACACUCUUUUUUUUUUUUUUCUUUUUUCCAAAAACGACCUCGUUUUACAAGUGCUUCUCCGAUUUUCGCAUGCACCGUCGCUUUCGGGAUUUCUUGUGUGGGGGUGUGCCGGCGACGACGACGUAUGGUUAAACAAUCGGAUCUAACUUCUUCUGGGAAAGUGGUUGGUGUUUUUCCGAUGUUGGACUUGUAGAACACUUUGUGAAAUCUGAGAUCUAGGCUCUUGGGAACGAUUAGGUAUAAUCCGAGUAGUUGAAGGCUUUGGAUAUUUGGGUUAGAAAUUUGAAUUUGCUGGUUCUCUGAAGCGAGGAAAAAAUGCAGAGGCCUCCACCUGAAGAUUUUCUGUUGAAGGAGACCAAACCCCACCUUGGAGGGGGAAAGGUCUCUGGUGAUAAACUUACCAGUACCUAUGAUCUGGUUGAGCAAAUGCAGUACCUUUAUGUGAGGGUUGUGAAGGCCAAGGACUUGCCUGCCAAAGAUGUCACUGGGAGUUGUGAUCCUUAUGCUGAAGUCAAGCUUGGGAACUACAAGGGUACUACCAGGCAUUUCGAGAAGAAAACCAAUCCUGAGUGGAACCAGGUUUUUGCCUUCUCGAAGGACCGGCUUCAAGCGUCUGUGCUGGAGGUUACCGUGAAGGAUAAGGAUGUUGUGAAGGAUGACUUCAUCGGACGUGUCUGGUUUGACCUGAAUGAGGUCCCCAAAAGGGUGCCUCCAGAUAGUCCUUUGGCGCCCCAAUGGUAUAGAUUAGAAGAUAGAAAGGGUGACAAGGUGAAGGGAGAGCUGAUGUUGGCUGUUUGGAUGGGUACCCAGGCUGAUGAAGCUUUUCCCGAAGCUUGGCACUCGGAUGCUGCUACGGUUGGUGGAAGUGAUGCUCUUGCCAACAUUAGAUCGAAAGUGUAUCUGUCUCCUAAGCUUUGGUAUUUGAGGGUUAAUGUGAUUGAGGCACAGGACUUACAGCCAACUGAUAAGGCUAGGUACCCUGAGGUUUUCGUGAAGGCUAUUCUGGGGAAUCAAGCCUUGAGGACCAGAAUCUCUCAUAGUAGGAGUAUUAAUCCAAUGUGGAAUGAGGAUUUGAUGUUUGUGGCAGCCGAACAGUUUGAGGAACCGCUGAUAUUGAGUGUGGAGGAUAGAGUUGCCCCUAACAAGGAUGAAGUGUUGGGGAGGUGUGCUAUUCCUCUGCAGUAUGUGGAAAAGAGACUAGACCACAAACCAGUGAAUACAAGGUGGUUCAAUCUGGAAAGGCAUAUUGUUGUUGAGGGGGAGAAGAAGAAGGAUACCAAAUUUUCAAGCAGGAUUCACAUGAGGGUUUGUCUAGAAGGUGGCUAUCAUGUUUUAGACGAAUCUACUCACUACAGCAGUGAUCUUCGUCCAACAGCGAAACAGCUGUGGAAGUCUGGCAUUGGUGUUCUUGAACUGGGGAUAUUGAAUGCUCAUGGUUUGAUGCCGAUGAAAACGAAGGAUGGGAGAGGGACAACAGAUGCUUAUUGUGUAGCGAAAUAUGGGCAGAAGUGGGUCAGGACAAGGACAAUCAUUGACAGCUUUGCUCCAAGAUGGAAUGAGCAAUAUACUUGGGAGGUUUUUGAUCCUUGCACUGUCAUUACAAUUGGUGUGUUUGAUAACUGUCAUCUGCAUGGUGGAGACAAGGCUGGUGGAGCAAAAGAUUCAAAGAUUGGAAAGGUGAGGAUUCGUCUUUCCACCCUUGAGACUGAUCGGGUCUAUACACAUUCCUAUCCACUUCUUGUUCUUCACCCAAACGGGGUGAAGAAGAUGGGUGAGAUUCACUUGGCUGUGAGGUUCACUUGUUCAUCUCUGCUCAAUAUGAUGCACAUGUAUUCACAACCCUUGUUGCCAAAAAUGCACUACAUACACCCGCUGACUGUCAGCCAGCUCGACAGUCUGAGGCAUCAAGCUACUCAGAUUGUUUCAAUGAGACUGAGUCGUGCCGAGCCACCGCUGAGAAAAGAAGUAGUGGAAUAUAUGCUGGAUGUGGGUUCCCACAUGUGGAGUAUGAGAAGAAGCAAAGCCAACUUCUUCAGGAUUAUGGGGGUUUUGGGUGGUCUAAUUGCUGUAGGAAAAUGGUUUGAUCAGAUUUGCAAUUGGAGAAGUCCAGUCACUACAAUUCUGAUCCAUAUCUUGUUCAUAAUACUAGUUAUGUAUCCAGAGCUUAUCUUGCCUACAAUUUUCCUUUACCUCUUCUUGAUUGGAAUUUGGUACUACAGAUGGAGGCCAAGGCAACCUCCUCACAUGGACACUCGUCUCUCUCAUGCAGACUCGGCACAUCCAGAUGAACUUGAUGAAGAGUUUGACACAUUCCCUACCUCCCGGCCAAAUGACAUUGUGAGGAUGCGAUAUGAUCGACUUAGAAGCAUUGCUGGGAGGAUUCAAACUGUGGUUGGGGACUUGGCCACUCAGGGUGAAAGGCUGCAAUCUUUGCUAAGCUGGCGUGAUCCCAGAGCUACAUCACUGUUUGUGCUUUUCUGUCUAGUUGCUGCUGUUGUUCUGUACGUCACUCCGUUCCAAGUUGUGGCCCUCUUGACAGGAAUUUAUGUGUUGAGACAUCCAAGGUUUCGCCAUAAGCUUCCGUCGGUGCCACUUAAUUUCUUCAGGAGGCUGCCUGCAAGAACUGAUUGCAUGCUCUGAAGCCUGGACAGUGCAGAAUGGAGCUUGCCUUCUCCUGAAGGCAGUAGAUUUUGUGCAUUUAUUGUUCGUUAUCAUGUCACAGGAUUUUCUGUUUUCACUUUUGAACUUCAUGGUAGUCUUUUUGUAAUUUUGUAGGUUUGAGUUGAAAUUCACUUCAACUUGAUUACUUUCGUGCUUGAUUAGAUGUAGUAGUGUUUCUCAAUGGGGGAGUUAAUUAGUUUGUAUUGUGAUGGCAGUGGAGUUAAUUUGUGUUUUUCUCCCCUCCAUUAUUUUUUAAGAUGCUGUUUGGUGCGUUUCUUUUAAAAUCUCCAUAUUUCUAGUUU